Molecule: messenger RNA, 551 nt
Organism: Drosophila virilis
Lineage: Eukaryota; Metazoa; Arthropoda; Insecta; Diptera; Drosophilidae
Gene: Polr3I
Product: RNA polymerase III subunit I
Biological process (GO): transcription initiation at RNA polymerase III promoter
Cellular component (GO): RNA polymerase III complex
Molecular function (GO): nucleotide binding
Source: RefSeq, a predicted model, not a curated record
AUCGAUACCACUUCUUAUCGAUGCUACUUGCAGUUGGCUGUAGUAUGUUUACAAAUUAUUUAAGGCUAAAUAAUAAUAAAGCACAAUGGAAACCGUAAAUGCCACUUAUGCGUACGUCACAAAUCUAGAGGUAAUGCACCUACUACAACAGAUUAAGGGCACCAAAAAGAAGUUUGGAAUGCGCAACCUGGCUACGGUCACCUACGAGGCCCUACAGUUCCUGGAGGAAUCGCCUUGUAAGACGCAAACACGCGAGUCCAUUAAUAGCUACUUGUGCGACUUGGCCGCCUACAGGCUGAUGCCCCACGAGAUGCUGCAAAUGGUUAAUGAUCCGCCUACUAGUGCACUGCAUACGCAACUGCUCAUUGAUGACAAUAAAAUCCCACUUACCGACGAGGAGAACGAGGCCAUAAUUGAGCUAACGCACAAACAUUUCUAUAACUCUGGCGCGGAUCAGUUGCAACCCAGCCAGGCGCAGGGAUAACUAGAGUUUAAAUCUUUUUAUAUUUGAUGUAACUUGCGUAUAAAAUAAGCACAUUUCUUAAACAGGA